AUGCAGUCCUCCUCCCCAAACAUGCUCACCAAGUUUGAGUCGAAAUCCUCCAGAGCCAAAGGAAUCGCAUUCCAUCCCAAACGGCCAUGGAUUCUCGUCUCCCUUCACUCCUCUACCAUCCAACUGUGGGACUACCGCAUGGGAACUCUUAUCGACCGAUUCGAAGAACACGAUGGCCCGGUUCGCGGCGUUGACUUUCACCCAACCCAGCCCCUGUUUGUGUCUGGAGGUGACGAUUACAAGAUCAAGGUCUGGAACUACCAGACCCGGAGGUGUUUGUUCACAUUGAAUGGCCACCUGGAUUAUGUGCGAACAGUUUUCUUCCACCCCGAGCUGCCCUGGAUUCUAUCUGCGUCCGAUGACCAGACCAUCAGAAUCUGGAACUGGCAAAAUCGGUCACUCAUCUGUACGAUGACCGGUCACAACCAUUAUGUUAUGUGCGCUCAGUUCCACCCCACCGAGGACCUCAUUGCCUCCGCCUCGUUGGAUCAGUCGGUUCGCAUUUGGGACAUCUCCGGCCUGCGGAAGAAGCACUCUGCCCCGACCUCGGUUUCGUUCGAAGAUCAAAUGGCCAGAGCCAAUCCAAACCAAGCUGAUAUGUUUGGAAACACCGAUGCAGUCGUCAAGUUUGUGCUGGAAGGUCAUGACCGUGGUGUGAACUGGGUGUCAUUCCACCCUACACUACCCUUGCUAGUGUCAGCCGGUGACGAUCGGUUGGUUAAGCUCUGGCGGAUGAGUGAUACGAAGGCUUGGGAAGUCGAUACUUGCCGCGGCCAUUUCCAAAAUGCCUCCGCCGCUCUGUUCCACCCACACCAGGACCUCAUCCUUUCCGUCGGCGAAGAUAAGACGAUUCGCGCAUGGGAUCUUAACAAGCGUACCUCCGUUCAGUCCUUUAAGCGCGAUCUUGAUCGAUUCUGGGUUAUCGCUGCUCACCCCGAGAUGAACCUGUUUGCCGCAGGCCAUGAUACUGGUGUUAUGGUCUUCAAGCUAGAGCGUGAGCGUCCUGCGUCUGCUAUAUACCAGAACCAGCUGUUCUACAUCACAAAGGAUAAGCACGUCAAGUCAUAUGACUUUGGCAAGAACGUCGAGUCACCCCCGAUGCUUUCGCUGCGCAAGCUGGGUUCCCCAUGGGUCCCUCCGCGUACCCUCUCUUACAACCCCGCCGAGCGUGCUAUUCUGGUUACCACGCCCGCUGAUAAUGGAACUUAUGAAUUGAUUCAUCUCCCUAGAGAUGGCACUGGAGCCAUUGAACCUACAGAUGUCAAGCGUGGACAGGCCACUUCAGCAGUUUUCGUCGCCCGCAACCGCUUCGCUGUCUUCAACCCCUCGAGCCAGCAGGUCGAUAUCAAGGACCUUAGCAACUCCACAACGAAGACAAUCAAGCCCCCAGCCGGCACGACCGAUAUCUACUUUGGUGGUACCGGAUGUCUGCUCUUCAUCACCCCUACACAUGUUACUCUGUUCGACAUCCAACAAAAGAAGCAGCUUGCAGAGCUUGCUGUCAGCGGAGUGAAGUAUGUGGUGUGGUCUAACGAUGGCUUGUACUGCGCUUUGCUCAGCAAACACAAUGUCACCAUCGUGACUAAGACCCUCGAGCAGGUUAGUACCUUGCACGAGACUAUUCGCAUCAAGAGUGCUACCUGGGACGACGCCGGUGUCCUACUCUACUCUACCCUCAAUCAUGUGAAGUACUCCCUUCUCAACGGUGACAACGGUAUUAUCCGCACCCUUGAUCAGACCGUAUACCUCGUGCGUGUGAAGGGACGCAGCGUCUAUGCCCUUGACCGCAACGCCCAGCCACGCAUCUUGGAGAUUGACCCGACCGAGUACCGUUUCAAGCUCGCCCUCGUCAAGCGAAAUUACGACGAAAUGCUUCAGAUUAUCAAGACCUCUAGUUUGGUUGGCCAGAGCAUCAUUUCCUAUCUGCAGAAGAAGGGUUACCCUGAGAUUGCUCUGCAAUUCGUGCAAGACCCCCAGACUCGCUUCGACCUUGCGCUUGAAUGUGGUAACCUCGAUGUUGCCAACGAAAUGGCACGGGAACUCGACCGCCCCAACUUCUGGAGCAGACUUGGAGCCGAGGCAUUGGCUCACGGUAACCACCAAACCGUCGAGAUGACUUAUCAAAAGCAGCGUAACUUCGACAAGCUCUCUUUCCUCUACCUCUGUACCGGCGACCAGGAGAAGCUCGCUCGUAUGGCUAAGAUUGCUGAACACCGUGGUGACUUCACCUCUCGCUUCCAAAACGCCAUCUACCGCGGGGACGUUGAGGACCGAAUCCAGAUGUUCAAGGAAGUGGACUUGUACCCUCUUGCCUAUCUCACUGCCAAGUCACAUGGUCUGAUUGAAGAGGCCGAGUCCAUUUUGGAGGCUGUUGGCCUCACCGAAGAUCAGAUCGUCCUGCCCGCACUCGAGCAACCUCUGAAGGUUGCUCACCCCGUUGUGCCCACUUUCAAGUCUAACUGGCCUGUUAAGGCUGCGGGCCACUCCUCCUUCGAGAAGGCCCUCCUUGGAGAGGUUGGUGCUGCCGAUGAAGAGGCUGGUGCUGAUGGAUUCGAGAUUGAGGAAGAGGAGCAAGAGGCAGCUCUUGCUCGGGAAACCAUUGAUGAUGACGAGGAAGUUUCCGGAUGGGAUAUGGGCGAUGAUGUCAAUGUUGAGGAAGAGGUCGACUUCGUCAACGUAGAAAGCGCCGAAGCUGGCGCGGGAGGUUCUGAGGCCGAUUUGUGGGCUCGUAACUCCCCUCUGGCUGCCGAUCACGUCGCCGCUGGCUCUUUCGACACUGCGAUGCAGCUGUUGAACCGCCAAGUUGGUGCCGUUCAGUUCGCUCCUCUCAAGCCUCGCUUCCUCGAAGUUUACAAGGCGACCAAGACCUAUCUCCCGGCGACUGCUGGUCUGCCGCCUUUGGUCAACUAUGUGCGCCGGACCGUCGACGAGACUGACUCCCGGAAGAUGCUUCCCAUCAUUCCCCGAGACCUAGAGACGGUUGCCAGUGCUGACCUGCAAGAGGGUUAUGCCGCUAUGCGGUCCAACAGAUUGGAGGAUGGUGUAGCAAUCUUCAAGCGCGUUCUUCACACUGUUCUCAUCAACACCGUUUCAUCGGAAGCCGAUGUGGAGGAGGCAAAGAAGGUCAUUGCCACUGCUCGGGAAUACAUUCUCGCCAUGUCCAUCGAGCUCGAGCGCCGUACUCUCUCCACCGACUCCCCUGAGGGCCUCAAGCGCAGUCUUGAGCUGUCCGCCUACUUCACAAUCCCUAAGCUCGAGGUCGCUCACCGACAACUGGCAUUGAUGGCUGCUAUGAAGUUGGCAUUUGCCAACAGGAACUACGGCUCAGCCUUGAGCUUUGCCAACCGCAUGCUGGCUAAUGGAGGCUCCGCUAAGCUUUUGGAACAGGCCAAGAAGAUCAAAGCUCAAUGCGAACGCAACCCUCAAGACCAGAUCGAUAUUGACUUCGACCCCUUCGCCGAGUUCGAUAUCUGCGCUGCCUCCUUCACUCCUAUCUACAGCGGCUCUCCCAGUGUCUCAGAUCCCUUCACCGGUGCCAAAUACCACCCUCAGUACAAGGGAAGUGUCGACCGGAUAGCGGAUGUUACGGAGAUCGGUGCCCCUGCCAGUGGUCUGCGCCUGUUCGUCCCCAGCCAAUUUUAA
Penicillium concentricum is the source of this 3642-nucleotide messenger RNA. RefSeq names its product coatomer subunit alpha. The transcript is spliced from 6 exons. The coding region runs from base 1 to 3642 and encodes 1213 amino acids. Gene Ontology annotation, biological process: intra-Golgi vesicle-mediated transport; retrograde vesicle-mediated transport, Golgi to endoplasmic reticulum; intracellular protein transport. Gene Ontology annotation, molecular function: structural molecule activity; protein binding. Gene Ontology annotation, cellular component: COPI vesicle coat. Lineage: Eukaryota; Fungi; Ascomycota; Eurotiomycetes; Eurotiales; Aspergillaceae. The record is from RefSeq and is a predicted model, not a curated record.